Molecule: messenger RNA, 2961 nt
Organism: Brenthis ino (lesser marbled fritillary)
Lineage: Eukaryota; Metazoa; Arthropoda; Insecta; Lepidoptera; Nymphalidae
Source: the annotation of a GenBank genome assembly
AUGACAUCAAUUUUUGAUCAAUACGAACAAGCAUCUCAGGUCUCUCAGCGUACGGUGCCAGAGUCUGAACAAAUGACUUCAUCUGGCUAUAUCAACAUGAAGCUUGAUGACAAUAGCCCAAUGUUUUCAAAAAGAAAAAUGAAUUUCAACCCUUCCGAUCUUAUCACCCAUGUAGCCGUUUCUAGUGACUUUUUAGUCCUCGCUAUGGCUAAUGGAAAACUAUUUAGGCUUGAUUUGAAAAUGCCUGAUCAACAUGAAGAAAUACAUUAUUCUAAAUUUGUGCAGCCAAAUUCAAAGCUAACUGCAAUUUUUCUUGAUCCACUUGGUUACCAUCUCCUCAUGGCUUUUGCUGCCAGAAACAAAGAGGGUAACCCUGAACUAGUAUACUUGCAUAGAAAGAGCAGUAAAUUGAAAACUGUCACUAAAUCCAGAAAUUAUGAGGUGACAGAAGUUGGUUGGAAUUAUGAGAAUAGAUCGACCACUUCUACAGGGCCUAUUUUGUUGGGAACUUCACAAGGACACAUUUUAGAGACUGAACUUGAAUCAGACAGCGAUAAAAUGUUUACAGCUAGUCAGCAAUAUUGGAGACAGCUGCCUAAUUAUCUGCCAUUGUAUGGAGGCAAGGAAAUUGAUGGUUUGAUUUUCGAUAUUGGAAAAGGGAAAGACACUCCAAUAACUGGAAUCCAAUUCCACAGAGUGAACCAUACAAGCAAAUAUUUUAUUUUUGUCACAACUCCAAAGAGGCUAUACCAGUUUAUAGGUCAGGCAAUAUUUACUGAUGAUAAACCCUCCCUCCAGUCUAUUUUCCACUCAUAUCUUACAAGGACGGAGACCGACUUCCAAGAUAUUCCAUCUACACUAAAAUAUUCAAAACUCCAGUUCUUCUUUGAUAAAACAAAUACUCCAAAGACUUUUGCUUGGUUGACUGAACCUGGCAUAUUUUAUGGUCAGUUGGACCCUACGUCCCAACAAAACUCAAACUCACUUAUCACUCAAAGCGAACUUAUCAACUACCCACCAGAUAAAUCUGAUAGCAAAGAAUCUGCACCUCUUUCCUUUGUCUUAACAGAAUUUCACGCGCUGCUCAUGUAUUCAGACCGAGUGAAAGCAGUGUCUCUUCUAAACCAAGAAUUAGUCUAUGAAGACACAUAUUCUGAAAUUCAUGGGAAACUAAAAAACAUCGUCAUGGACCCAGCUAGACGGACUAUUUGGACUGUCACUGGCAAUGCAGUAUUUCGCUACAAAGUUAUACGAGAGGAACGUAAUGUAUGGAGGAUAUACUCGGACAAGGAACAAUUCGACUUGGCCAAACAAUACUGUCAGAAUAAUCCAGCGUUUAUAGAUAUUAUUAAUGUGAAACAAGCAGAGUUGCUUUUCUCUAAGGGCGAAUAUGAAAGAAGUGCUGAAAUUUACGCCGAAACCCAGAGCAGUUUCGAAACUGUAUGCCUCAAAUUUUUAGAGGUGGAAAAAGUGAAUGCAUUAAAGGUCUAUCUAUCUAAGAGGUUAGAUGCGUUAGACGACGAUAAGACUCUCAUCUCAAUGAUCGUCAUUUGGAUGACUGAGUUAUAUUUAUCCCAACUUGGCUUUUUAAGACGCACUGGCAAAGCUGAUUCACGGGAAUACCACCAAAUCCAAAGUGAUUUUGAAGUAUUCCUUCUCCAACCUAAAGUGGUAAAAUGCAUGCAACACAUAAAAUCUGUUGUGUACGACCUGAUGUCGUCACACGGGGACAAACAGAACCUAAUAAAACUAACAGUGAUCAAUGAGGACUAUGAGAAUGUGAUAGCCCAAAAUAUAUACAAAAAGUCGUAUAUAGAAGCGCUAAAUAUGCUACAGACUUUAAAGAAAUCGGAUCUUUUCUAUCAAUUUGUACCAGCUUUGAUGGAGGAGAUCCCGAAGCAGACGGUUACGGCUCUGAUCGCGCAAGGACAAAUGCUGAGUCCAUCCAAGCUGUUACCAGCUUUUCUUUCCUGCGAGAACGAUGAACUUCACGUAUCGGAGAUUAUAAGAUAUUUGGAAUUCAUGCUUCAGAACUUCAAUGUGAAGGAUCGAGCGAUCCAUAAUUACCUAUUAACUUUGUAUGCGGAGAAUGAUAAAGUGGCUUUGAUGAGGUAUUUGGAUCGACAGGGUCAGGAGCUGUCGAUGGUGAACUAUGACGUACAUUAUGCUCUAAGGCUUUGUAGAGAGAAAGAUCUAUCGGAGGCGUGCGUGAAGCUGUCGGCGCUGCUCGGGCUGUGGGAGGCGGCGGCGGCGCUGGCGCUGCACGUGGGGCUGCCGCUGGCCAAGGCCGUGGCCGACAUGCCCGACGACGUGGCGCUGCAGAGGCGGCUGUGGCUUGGCGUAGCGGAGCAUGUCAUCACAAAGAAUCAAGAUAUAAAGGAAGCGAUGAGUUUGCUCGAGGAGUGUCCGCUCAUAAAGAUAGAAGAUAUUCUGCCUUUCUUCAGCGAUGUGGUCACCAUCGAUCACUUCAGAGAACCUAUAUGUCAAUCAUUGCAGGAAUAUAAUAAUCAGAUAGAAGAACUCAAAGCUGAGAUGGAAGAUGCAACAAAAUCAGCAGAAUAUGUGCGCAACGAGAUCCAGUCGUUCCGCAACCGCAGCGUGCACGUGUCGGUGUCGGACGCGUGCCGGCUGUGCGCGCUGGCGCUGCUGCUGCGCCCCUUCUACCUGUUCCCGUGCGGCCACCGCUUCCACGCCGACUGCCUGCUGGCCGAGGCGCGCCCCGUGCUCGCUCCAGCCCGUCGCAACAAGCUAGCAGAUUUACAGCGCCACCUAGCGGUACUUUCCAACGUAGAGCUCUCCGCCAUCACCUCCAACGGUCUCCCGCUCAGAGAAGUGCUAAAGAACGAGAUAGAUGACAUAGUGGCCAGCGAGUGUGUGUUCUGCGGGGAACAUAUGAUCGCUUGUAUCGACAAGCCUUUCAUUGCUGACGAGGAUUGGGACAGAGUUAUGAAGGAAUGGGAG